GGCAGCCCUGACCCUGCUGCACGAGCACGUCACGUCAAAACGUUCCCGCAAUGUGCCCAUCGCCUCGCUAGAACCGGUCAUGGUCCUUCUCGUUGAGCUGGCCGUUGAGCAGAAGAAGGGAAAACUCGCGAAGGACGCCCUCUACCAGUACAAAAACAUCGCCCAGAAUACCAACGUGGGGACAAUAGAGCUUGUCCUCAAGAAGUUCAUUGAGCUGGCGGCCGAGAAGGUGACCGCCGCUCAGCAAAAGGCCGACGAAGUCCAAUCAAGCAUUGAGGCCACCUCCAGCGUCGAUGACCUCGAGGCCAGCGAAACCCCGGAAUCCAUCCUCCUGGCCACCGUCUCGGGCGAGCAGUCUAAGGACCGGACCGAUCGUGCCAUCGUUACCCCCUGGUUGAAGUUCUUGUGGGAAGCUUACCGGACGGUCCUGGACAUCCUGCGGAACAAUGCCCGGCUAGAGCUGCUCUACCAGAGCACCGCGAUGCAGGCUUUCGACUUCUGCCUCAAGUAUACCCGCAAGACCGAGUUUCGCCGCCUCUGCGAGCUGCUCCGCAACCAUGUCCAGACCGCCGCCAAGUAUUCGGCUCAGAUGCAUGCUAUCAACCUGAAUGAUCCGGAUACGCUGCAGCGCCACCUGGAGACGCGCUUUCAGCAGCUGAACGUGGCCGUUGAGCUGGAGCUGUGGCAGGAGGCUUUCCGCAGUGUCGAGGACAUCCACACCCUGCUGAGCCUGAGCAAGCGCCCACCCAAGAACGUGAUGAUGGCGAACUACUACGAGAAGCUCACCCGCAUCUUCCUUGUUGGCGAGAACUAUCUCUUCCACGCGGCUGCCUGGGCGCGCUACUACAACCUGCUGCGUCAGUCCGCGGCCAUGAUGGCUGCCGGCCAGAGCAAGAAGUCUGACAACCCCCCCGCCAGCGAGGCCGACCUGCAGAAGGCAGCCACCUUCGUCGUUCUCUCGGCUCUCUCCAUCCCGGUUAUCAGCACCUCGCGCUCGCGCGGUGCCAUGGUCGACUUUGACGAGGCUCGCAAGAACAAGAACUCGCGCCUGACCCACCUCCUGGGUCUCUCGCAAGCUCCCACGCGUGCCACCCUGUUCCGUGAUGCCCUGUCCAAGGCUGUCCUCCGCCGCGCGAGCCCCCAGAUCCGGGAUCUGUACACCAUCCUCGAGGUCGACUUCCACCCUCUCUCCAUUUGCCAGAAGAUUUCCCCCAUUCUCGCCCUGGUCGGCGCCGACGAGGAGAUGCAAAAGUACAUUGUUCCCCUGCAGCAGGUCAUUCUCACUCGGCUCUUCCAACAGCUGUCUCAGGUGUACGAGACGGUCGAUCUCGACUUCGUCGAAAGCCUGGCCCAGUUCCCCGAGCCUUUCCAAGUUGACCGAGCCACCAUCGAGAAGUUUAUCAUGAACGGCAACAAGAAAGGCGACCUCGCCAUCCGCAUGGACCAUGCCACUGGCGUCCUGAGCUUCGAUGUUGAUGUCUUCUCUUCCGCCAAGGCUGUUCACGCUGGAUCGGCUGCCGGUUCCGCCGAGAGCGAGACAGGCUCUGUCCAGCGUCUCCAGAGCACACCAUCUCAGAUUGUCCGCUCUCAGCUCACCCGCCUUGCCGAGGUUCUGUACACAACCUGCCGGUAUAUCGAUCCCUCGUUCAACGCGGCCCAGAUCAAGGCUCGCGACGCUGCUCUCGCUCGCGCUAAGGCCGGUGCCGAAAAGGAGCACCUCGAGAUUCUCGCACGGAAGGAUGUGAUCCAGAAGCGCAAGGACAAGGCCUCGGAGCUCCAAGCCCAGAGAGAGAAGGAGAACGCUCGCAAGAAGAUGCUCCAGGAGCAGGCGCUGCAGCAGGCCGAGGCUCAGCGGUUGGCUGAGGAGCAGAGGAUCCGGGAGCAAAAGCGGCUGGCCAGCGAGCGCGAGCAGAUCAAGAAGAGGGAGGUCGAGAACAUGCUGAAAGAUAUGAAGCUCGAUGACGUCGAGCUCGAGGACUUGGACAACCUCGACAGCAACAAGAUCCGCAUGAUCAAGCUGCAGCAGCUCGAGCGGGAAAAGAACACCAUCGCCGAGAAGCUCCGCCUCACCGGCAAGCGCCUCGACCAUCUGGAGCGCGCUUACAGGAAGGAGGAGGCCAAGAAGCUCCCCGAGGACUAUGCCAAGCAGCGCGAGCGUGACCUUGCCGCUUAUGAGCUGAUGAAGGCUCAGACUCUCAAGGAGGCCGAGAUCAAGCACAAGGAAGAUCUGGAGCUAAAGCACCGCCUGAGCCGCUUGAUGCCUUACUACGAGGCGUUCCGGGCUGACCUCCACGAGCGCCGCCGCGACAUGUUUGAGAAGCGCCGCCGUGAUGCUGAGCGCGAGCUUGAGAAGGCGGUCAAUCAGCGGCGGAAGGAGUACCGUGAGCGCAAAUUGCGCGAGAAGCGGGAGCGCGAGGAGAAGGAGCGUGCCCUCCGGGAAGCCGAGGAGCGCGCCGAACGGGAGAGGGAGGAGGAAAGGAAGCGACAGGAGGCUCGGAAGGAGGAGCUGGCCAGGAUCAGAAAGGAGCGCGAGGAGGAGCGCGAGCGGGCAAGGGAAGCCCAGGCUCGCCAGCAACAGCGCGAGGAGGAGGCCAUGGCCCGGCGCAGAGCGGAGAAGGCUGCUGCUGCCGCCGCCGCGGCGAUGCCCAUCCGGGAGCGCGAGCCCAUCGCUUCCGCGGCUUCUGGUGCUGGCGGUCCGCCUCGCCUGACAAUUGGCGGCAAAACGCCCAGCUGGAGAGAGCGCGAGGCGGCCAAGGCUGCGGCCGCUGCCGCUGGCGCCUCUGCAGGGCCUGCUGCUCCCCCGGCCAUGGAGCGCACCGACUCCAGCGACAGGGCUGGAGGCCCCCCUCGUCUGGCGCUUGCUGGCAACAAGCCCAGCUGGCGUGAGAGAGAAGCUGCCAAAGCUGCUGCUGCUGCCGCCGCCGCCGCCGGCGGAAGCGCGCCUCCUGAGCGCGGCUCCCUCCCGCCCCGAGUCCCAUCCGGCCGUGGCGUGCCCUUGGACCGGGUAGGCUCGGGUCGUGGCGGCGAGAGGGACAACGGCCCUCCGCCGGAGCCGCUGAAGCCUAGCGGUGCCCCGGGCAAGUAUGUGCCCAAGUUCCGCCGGGAAGGUUAGGGAGAUGGAAGCGGGACGACAUAGACAUGGCGGACGGGUAUGGAACUAAGGAGGACAGGGACACGGUUCAUGCAUGCCAUUUUCCUUUUCGCUCGUUAAUAUGAGAGAGAGAGAGAGGACGGAACGUCAUACGCAACUACGAACCGGAGUUCUUUCUCGUCUUCUCGGCUUUUGGGAUUCUUCCCUCGCUAGCUUUGGAAUUGGGCGUGGGGGCGUCAGCAGCAUGUGUAUGUGUGUGCGUGUGUGUUUCUGUCACGUCUCCGUUUCCGUCUCCUUUUCGUUCUCCCCUGUUGCAUGUAUGUGGAGGGCAUAUUUGUUAUUUGGGGCGGUGACAUCUGAGGCUGGCCGGCAUGUAGGCAGGUAGGUUUGGGGGAAGGUUAGUAGAGUGUGAUGAGUG
Thermothelomyces thermophilus ATCC 42464 is the source of this 3509-nucleotide messenger RNA. RefSeq lists its product as uncharacterized. The record is from RefSeq and is a predicted model, not a curated record. Gene Ontology annotation, cellular component: multi-eIF complex; eukaryotic translation initiation factor 3 complex, eIF3m; eukaryotic translation initiation factor 3 complex, eIF3e. Gene Ontology annotation, biological process: translation reinitiation; formation of cytoplasmic translation initiation complex. Gene Ontology annotation, molecular function: mRNA binding; translation initiation factor activity. The transcript has 2 exons. Bases 80 to 3112 code for a protein of 1010 amino acids. NCBI's taxonomy places the organism in Eukaryota, Fungi, Ascomycota, Sordariomycetes, Sordariales, Chaetomiaceae.